Molecule: messenger RNA, 163 nt
Organism: Racocetra fulgida
Lineage: Eukaryota; Fungi; Glomeromycota; Glomeromycetes; Diversisporales; Gigasporaceae
Source: the annotation of a GenBank genome assembly
UAUUCUGAUGAAGAAGCAACCAAAAUGUAUGCAAAAUUAUUAAAAUUUCGUAACAAGCAAGCACCAUAUAAUAAUGAACUAAUUUGGAAUUCAGCUAUUUACCUUAAUCCUUCAACUUGGUUGUCUUCUUGGCCUUUAUCAGAACUUCAAAAACUUGCAAUUC